This is a messenger RNA of Hylaeus volcanicus, 1572 nucleotides long. It is a transcript of the gene mRpL33, whose product is annotated as 39S ribosomal protein L33, mitochondrial. The record is from RefSeq and is a predicted model, not a curated record. Gene Ontology annotation, biological process: translation. NCBI's taxonomy places the organism in Eukaryota, Metazoa, Arthropoda, Insecta, Hymenoptera, Colletidae. The coding region runs from base 122 to 319 and encodes 65 amino acids. The transcript has 3 exons. Gene Ontology annotation, cellular component: mitochondrion.
UUUACUGCUAGAUGGCAGUAGCUUACUAUUUUACUGUAACAGUUGAUUUUGGUAAUCUCUGGUUGUUGCAAAAAUAUAUCACCUUUAAACAUCGAAUCUACUAUAAAUAAAAUUUGGCAUUAUGUUCUUAACGAAUAUAUUACUUAAAAAAGCUAAGAGCAAAAGCCUUUUAGUGCUGAUAGAAAGCGUAGCAAGUGGGCACAAGUAUGUAAUACCUAGGGAACGAAUAGUUGAUAAAUUGGAAAUAGUUAGAUUCGAUCCCUAUGUUCAAGCUCGAGUGCUGUACCGGGAAGUCAAGAAAAUUCACAGUAUCUACUAGACAGCAAUAAUUUGCAAUCUCUGAAUACCAGUCCAUCGAGUGUACAUAUUUCAUACAAUAAACAUUUUAAAAUAAAAUUAUGAAACUGCGACAAUAAGUAAAACAAUAAUACUAAUUGCAAGUAGAAAAUGUUUAGGGGGUAUUUAGAUUGGAGGAAUGGAAAAUCGAUGAUUGUGCGAGAAACAAUGGAAAUCUCAUAGUAAAUGGUUUUGAAUACAGCGAUAUGAUCGUCUUGCACGGGUGGUGGGUCUAGUUGUAUGUAUCGAAAGGAACGAGAGGGUCCGAGAAAGAGAAACGGAGGACUUGGAAAUCGAGAUUGGGGUAGGUUCCCUUUGAUCUUUAACAAGGAACGCAAAGUUGUAUUAUUUCCACCUGGAUUUCAAACGGUUUGAAAUCCACGAGGCGUGAAACGCGACUCUAUUCUCCUUCUCUUACCCUCUUUCGCCAACCCCUUCCACGCGCGGUUCUCUCUCGGCCUGCUCUUUCUCGCUCUUGACUCGUUUUCGGCGGUGCGGGAGCAACUCGGGCGUCGUUUACCGAUGUUACCAAUUCAAUUUCUUCUGCAGGAUCAUUGUCGUGGACAGAAAGGGAGUUAACAGACGCGGAAAGAGGGUUCCCCUCUCCGAACCGUUUCUAUCUUUCGCGAUUGUGCGCGUGACAGUUCUCGACGUCUACACUUCUCGCGUUUCUUCGUUCUUCCUCUCGAGGAAAAAUUUGUUUUGCCUUCACGGCGCGACAAAUGGUCCGUUUUGCUUACCCGAGUCGAGCGUAUUCUCCUCGACACGACAAACAAAAUUGGGUUACCUAACUCGUCGAGUGAGCAAAAUUAAUCGUACGACGGGUCGAGAAUGUAAAAUUGCGAAACAAACGGACCCUAGACGGAGAAGGUUUAUUAUCGUCGGUACAACGAAUUUCGAAGCAACGCGCAACAGCGAAAUUGUUAAAACGUCCGUUGUUUAUUUACGGUUGACUCGACGAAGCAGCCGGUAAAGGAGGAAACAGUACGCAACGAAUGAGAAAGGCGGAACGAUAUGGUGUAUCGUGAAAAAGAGGGAGGAAGAACGAGCGAAGUAAAACAGAAACUAAAGGAAAGAGCGAGGGAGAGAGAAAGGCGAAGGCGAAGGCUCGUCUCACUCGUCUGGGCCUUGGCGCGUUUCAGUUGCCUCGCGUUCGAGGGCGUUUUUCGCCUGUGAGUUGUUCUUUGCUUAUUACAGUGUGUGCACUGGGCUUGAGCUCGACUAAAGUGGUUUUGC